Messenger RNA from Tripterygium wilfordii, 2219 nucleotides. RefSeq names its product 15-cis-phytoene desaturase, chloroplastic/chromoplastic-like. The coding region runs from base 244 to 1917 and encodes 557 amino acids. Gene Ontology annotation, cellular component: chloroplast thylakoid. Gene Ontology annotation, biological process: carotenoid biosynthetic process. The record is from RefSeq and is a predicted model, not a curated record. Gene Ontology annotation, molecular function: phytoene dehydrogenase activity. NCBI's taxonomy places the organism in Eukaryota, Viridiplantae, Streptophyta, Magnoliopsida, Celastrales, Celastraceae. The transcript is spliced from 16 exons.
AUAUACCAAUACCAUUUAUUGGUUUUAUUUCAUUACCAUCUUCGACCAAAAGGAGCCACCACAAGAAGUCACCAAAUUCACGCACUCUCUAUCUCCACCACCCCCAGCUAACGCCCUUUGUGCUUCUUGAAUAUUUUCUUCUUUCUCUUCCUCUAUUUCUUGCUCCAACCCAGUUCUCAAAAGGGUCGUUGAGAGUUGGAGGAAUCUUUUGAAGACUGAGUUGGGAACUGGGUUUCUGAAGAUAUGGUUUUAUUUGGGGGUGUUUCUGCUUUGGGUUUGAAACACAGUGCACCAUCUUUUCGAGGUAGCGAGUUCAUGGGUCACAGUUUCAGAAAUCCUUGUACGAAUUCUGUUAAACUACGGCCACAGAGAGGUGCCUGCCCUUUGAAGGUUGUUUGUGUGGACUAUCCGAGACCAGACCUUGAGAGUGCUCAAAACUUCAUAGAUGCUGCCAUCUUAUCUUCUUCAUUUCAAACCUCUCCAAGGCCAGUUAAGCCGCUGAAGGUUGUUAUUGCUGGUGCAGGUUUGGCAGGUUUAUCUACUGCAAAAUAUUUGGCAGAUGCAGGUCAUGUUCCCAUAUUAUUGGAAGCAAGAGAUGUUCUAGGUGGAAAGGUGGCUGCAUGGAAAGAUGACGAUGGAGACUGGUAUGAAACAGGCCUGCAUAUAUUCUUUGGGGCUUACCCAAAUGUGCAGAACCUAUUUGGAGAACUCAAUAUAAGUGAUCGGUUGCAGUGGAAGGAGCAUUCUAUGAUUUUUGCAAUGCCAAACAAACCAGGAGAAUUUAGUCGGUUUGAUUUCCCAGAAGUCCUGCCUGCACCCUUAAAUGGGAUAUGGGCAAUUUUGAAGAACAAUGAAAUGUUGACUUGGCCAGAGAAAGUGAAGUUUGCCGUAGGACUCCUGCCAGCAAUGGUUGGUGGACAGGCCUAUGUUGAGGCACAAGAUGGUUUAACUGUUAAAAAGUGGAUGAAAAAGCAGGGUGUACCUGAAAGAGUGACUACUGAGGUGUUUAUUGCCAUGUCAAAGGCGCUAAACUUCAUUAACCCUGAUGAAUUGUCAAUGCAAUGUAUUUUGAUUGCUCUGAACCGAUUCCUCCAGGAGAAGCAUGGCUCAAAGAUGGCUUUCCUAGAUGGUAAUCCCCCAGAGAGACUAUGCAUACCCAUAGCUAAUCACAUUCGAUCACUGGGUGGGGAAGUUCAUCUUAAUUCACGAAUAAAGAAAAUUGAGCUAAAUGGUGAUGGGACAGUGAAGAGCUUCUUACUAAAUGAUGGACAUACGGUUGAAGGAGAUGCUUAUGUAUUCGCAACUCCAGUUGAUAUCCUGAAGCUUCUCUUGCCUGAUAGCUGGAGCGAGAUACCAUAUUUCAAGAGAUUGGAGAAAUUGGUGGGAGUUCCAGUUAUCAAUAUCCACAUAUGGUUUGACAGAAAACUGAAGAACACAUAUGAUCACCUACUUUUUAGCAGGAGUCCACUUCUGAGUGUCUAUGCAGACAUGUCAGUUACAUGCAAGGAAUACUACAACCCAAACCAAUCUAUGCUAGAGUUAGUUUUUGCACCGGCAGAAGAAUGGAUCUCAUGCACUGACGCAGAAAUUAUUGAUGCCACCGUGAAGGAACUUGCUAAACUCUUUCCUGAUGAAAUUUCUGCAGACCAGAGCAAAACAAAAAUAGUGAAGUACCAUGUUGUUAAGACACCAAGGUCUGUAUAUAAAACUGUCCCGAAUUGUGAACCCUGCCGCCCUUUACAGAGAUCUCCCAUAGAUGGAUUCUAUUUAGCCGGUGAUUUUACCAAACAGAAGUACUUAGCUUCAAUGGAAGGUGCUGUUCUUUCAGGAAAGCUUUGCGCACAGGCCAUUACACAGGAUUAUGAGUUACUUGCCACUCGUGGACAAAGAACUUUGGCAGAAGCAAGCAUCCGAUAACCUCAAUGGAGAGGUGGUUUUGCAACAGCAGCCUCGAGUUGCGUAGAUAUUGAUUGUGAAUUGGUUACAUUAUACGGAUAACAUGUCAAAAAAAGAAAAGAAAAGGGGGCAGUGUCAGUGUGUGAAGUUCAGCUUGUAACACUCUUGAUACGUUGUGAUGUAUUCUUUGUUUUCAAUAAACCCGUUUCUUCUGCAGUUUCAUAUGGUAAAUGUGAUGACUAUGUUCACUCCCUCCUUCAAAAGUUCCGAACUAUUUUCUUUUUAGAUAUGGAAGUUGAAGCAAAAUCUCGCCAACUUUUUAA